UCAGCAUAACACAAUAGCAAGAAAAACUUGAAGACGACAGAUAGAAUGGGCAUGACUGUCAUCCAGCGAGGUGUGUGGGGUCUACUGCUCUGGCCCUAUAUUCUUACUGUAAGCAUGCCACUAGACUGUAAAGAAGAGCCGGGCAGCCUUACUCGCUGCCCCUCCAUCUCACAAGAGAAACUUCUUGACAGAGUCAUCCAUCAUGCUGAGCUCAUCUACCGUGUCUCAGAAGAAUCGUGUUCUUUAUUUGAAGAGAUGUUCAUCCCACUCCCUUUGCGACUUCAGAGUAACCAGGCUGGCUUUGCAUGUAUCACCAAAACAUUACCGAUCCCCAGCUCCAAAAGUGAAAUUGAACAGAUAUCUGAUAAAUGGUUGCUCCACUCUGUGCUGAUGCUGGUUCAGUCAUGGAUCGAGCCCUUGGUCUACCUGCAGACGACACUGGACCGCUACGAUCAUGCUCCUGAAAUGCUGGUCAACAAGACAAAAUGGGUUUCUGAGAAACUGGUCAGUCUGGAGCAAGGGGUGGUUGCCCUCAUUAAGAAGAUGUUGGAUGAGGGGACGUUUACCACAACCUACAAUGAACAAGGCCUAUUUCAGUAUGAUACUCUGCCAGAUAUGCUGGAAUCUGUUAUGAGAGACUAUACCUUACUCAGCUGCUUUAAAAAGGAUGCUCAUAAGAUGGAGACUUUCCUCAAGCUUCUUAAGUGUCGUCAAGCUGACAAAUUCAACUGUGCAUAAAAUAUAAACUGCAGCUAAUAAAUAAUACAGUGCUUAGCUUUAAAUUAAUUCUUAAGGUUGGUAGUGUGCACUUCAAGAUAUGACCAUGCCUUAGGCGACUCAACCUUGCUUGUAAUGCAGUGCAUUCCUUAUUGAUUGUUUUGGAACACCUUCACACAAAACUAAGUAGAUGUAAUGCUUUGCCCUUUCUUCAACAUACUGCAUUUUAUAUUCUUUCCCUGCUUAGUUGUUAUUUUAACCUUGCAAAGGAAAGAGAGAGCAAACUCCCAAAAGAUUAUUUGUGUGUCGAGUUGUCAAAAAAAUCUGCAUAUCCUGCCAUUGAUUUCCAUUUCCUUUGUUCCUGACUGGGGUUUCUAUUCCUUGCUGGGUCUCGCAGUGUUGUGACAAUUCUCACAGCCCCUAGAGUACUGAGCGAAACUCUCGUUUUUUUAAUGGAGCUGGUUUCACUUCUGCAUCAGAGAAAUGAAACACUUUCACCAAAGAUGGGAGUCAAACAGAGAGCAAUCACUAUUAAAAAAAGAGAGAGAUAUUUUUGAUUAGCAAAAGAGCGGAUGAGACGGAGACAAAAUAAAUAACAGUCGAAUUGAAAGCUGGAGCUCUUGAAGGAAACAGGAAUUAUUCUAUGCCUAAAUGUGCAUAAUUUAACAUGGAUCUAACAUAUAUAAAUGAUGUGCCUUAUUCACUUCAAUUGUUCAGGGAAUAAAACAUUUAAAUGUAUAUUCUUAGACGUUAUGAAUCCAGAGAAUAAAGAUUACCUUUCUCUUGUGAACAAAAGAACCCGAUAGUGUACUGUCAUAGCUUUUCUGCUGUUCAUUUAAGAAGCCAAUAAAGCAAGACAAAAAGCAUA
Oreochromis niloticus (Nile tilapia) is the source of this 1585-nucleotide messenger RNA. It is a transcript of the gene smtla, whose product is annotated as somatolactin alpha. The transcript is spliced from 5 exons. Gene Ontology annotation, cellular component: extracellular region. The record is from RefSeq and is a predicted model, not a curated record. Gene Ontology annotation, molecular function: growth hormone receptor binding; growth hormone activity. The coding region runs from base 46 to 738 and encodes 230 amino acids. Gene Ontology annotation, biological process: response to nutrient levels; growth hormone receptor signaling pathway; positive regulation of tyrosine phosphorylation of STAT protein. NCBI's taxonomy places the organism in Eukaryota, Metazoa, Chordata, Actinopteri, Cichliformes, Cichlidae.